Messenger RNA from Trichoplax adhaerens, 870 nucleotides. RefSeq lists its product as uncharacterized. NCBI's taxonomy places the organism in Eukaryota, Metazoa, Placozoa, Uniplacotomia, Trichoplacea, Trichoplacidae. The record is from RefSeq and is a predicted model, not a curated record. The coding region runs from base 1 to 870 and encodes 289 amino acids. Gene Ontology annotation, cellular component: actin cortical patch; F-actin capping protein complex. Gene Ontology annotation, molecular function: actin filament binding. Gene Ontology annotation, biological process: actin cytoskeleton organization; barbed-end actin filament capping. The transcript has 9 exons.
AUGGCUUCUGACAGUUUCGAAACACCUAUUUCCGAUGAAGAAAAGGCAAACAUCGCUUCAAACUUUAUUACCCAUGCGCCACCUGGCGAAUUUAACGAAGUUUUAAAUGAUGUCCGUAUCUUGCUGCAAAAUGAUUCCAUAUUGAAAGGUGCUUCUGCAGAAUCCUUUGCUUCGUACAACAUGGAACAAUUCCUCCCUGUAAAGUUGGAUGACUCAGACGAUUUGGUAAUCGUCAGUAAACAUGGACAGAUAGAGGAUGACAGAUUUAUUGAUCCAUUUCAAGGACGAUCAUUCAAGUUAGAUCAUUUGCGUAAAGAAGUGACAGACAUUCGCGAUCAUGAUAUGGAUAGCCAAGCAGAACCAUACAGAAAGGCAGUUCAAGAAGCUAUCCGUGGCUACAUCAAGUCGUAUUACCCUCACGGUGUUUUUUCUGUAUUUGGUAAUUCGGAUUCAGAUAUCACCAUCGUGAUUUGCAUUGAAGAUCAUCAUUAUCAGGCGAAGAAUUACUGGAAUGGCCGUUGGAAAUCCGAAUGGAUAGUAACAAUUCCCAGUGGUGGUAAUUUUGCAACAGUUAAGGGCAGCAUUAAGGUUCAGGUACACUACUAUGAAGAUGGGAAUGUCCAACUGGUGACCUCCAAAGAACAUGAAGAUCAAGUUGACGUCACGACUGAAAGAGGAACCGCUGAUAAGUUAGUCAAAUUGAUAGGAAGUGCUGAGGCUGCAUAUCAGACGUCUAUUUCUGAAAAUUAUAACAAUAUGUCGGAUACCGCAUUUAAAGCAUUACGUCGGCAAUUACCGAUCACACGCUCAAAGUUGGACUGGAAUCAAAUUCUCAGCUACAAGAUUGGCAAAGAAUUAAAGAAUGCGUAG